Molecule: messenger RNA, 1784 nt
Organism: Vanrija pseudolonga
Lineage: Eukaryota; Fungi; Basidiomycota; Tremellomycetes; Trichosporonales; Trichosporonaceae
Product: Carboxypeptidase S
Exons: 8
Coding region: 13-1734 (573 amino acids)
Cellular component (GO): fungal-type vacuole lumen
Molecular function (GO): metallocarboxypeptidase activity
Source: RefSeq, a predicted model, not a curated record
CUACACCUCGCGAUGGCGCCAAACGGAACGAACAAGACACAAGCUGGUGGAGGAGGGGGGUGGAGCCGCGCGCUCCUCCUUGCAGUGGUCGCGCUCGCGGCGGGCCUGUAUCUGGGCCAACAGCGCGCCUCGGGCUCGGGCGACGUCUCGCUCAGGCCCAGCAGCGCCGACGCCGCCGCGCAUGUCUGCCGACACGCGGGGCACUUCCACUCCCCCCAUGACCACGCGCACGACUCGCCGGUACGGUGUCCUGUCCAGCCUGACGCGCGGGAUGUUGGUGGUGACUGGAACCCAGCCGACAGCAAGGCCGACCGUUCCCUCGCGUACGACCGCCUUGCUGGGGCUAUCCGCAUUCGCACGGAAACCUUCGACGGUAUGAGCUUCAACGCGUCCGACCCGUCAUUUGACGUCUUCUACGACUUUGAGGCGUACCUCCGCAAGACGUUCCCGCUGUUCCACAAGCACAUCCCCGUCGAGCACGUAAACGUCCACGGCCUCCUGUUCACAUGGAAGGGCACCAACCCGGCCCUCAAGCCCAUCAUGCUCAUGGCGCACCAGGACGUUGUGCCCGUCAACCCGCAGACCGAGGCCGACUGGACGCACCCGCCGUUCGACGCCGUGCUCGACGACGAGGGAUGGGUGUGGGGCCGUGGCACCACGGACAUGAAGUCGACUCUCAUCGCUGAGCUCGCGGCCGCUGAGAAGCUCCUGUCCGAGGGCUUCGUCCCGGAGCGCACCAUCCUCUUCUCAUUCGGGUUCGACGAAGAGAUCCUAGGCCAGCGCGGCGCGGCGCACCUCGGCCCCGUCGUGCUGGAGCGCUAUGGCCGGAACGGCAUCGCGCUGAUUCUCGACGAGGGCUUCACGGGCGUCGACGAGGCGUACGGGCGGGACUUUGCGCGUGUCGGGCUCGCCGAGAAGGGGUGUCUGACCGUCAAGAUGACGCUGUACACUGCCGGCGGGCACUCGAGCCGCCCGCCCCCGCACACGGGCAUCGGGCUCAUCGCGGCGCUGUUCACUGCCAUGGAGGCCGCGCCGGGGCCGGUCAAGCUCGAUGCGGCGAACCCCCUGCUCGGGUUCCUCGAGUGCGCGGCCGAGCACGGGAAUAUGGACGCCGGGCUCAAGGAGAAGGUGCGCUGCCAGCGCUGCUGGGACAGUCUGAGCGACGAGCUGGCCGAGAGCCCCGAGGCGGCCUUGUUCCUCAAGACGACGCAGGCCAUCACCGUCGUCAACGGAGGCAUCAAGUACAAUGCGCUCCCCGAGGUGGUGUCGUCGUUGACCAACUACCGGACCGUCUUCUUCGAGACGUCGCAGACGGUGCUCUCGCGCCUCGUCGCCGCGCUGACCCCCGUGGCCGAGGCGCACAACCUCACGCUGGACGCGUUCGGGUCCAACCCGCUCGCGACGCGCGACGUCGUGCGGCUCGAGACGGUCGGCGUCGUGCUCGAACCCGCGCCUAUCACGCCCGACUCUGGCGCCGCGUGGGACCUCGUCGCGGGCACGAUUAGGCACCAGUGGCCGGGGAGCGUCGUCGUGCCGAGCGCCAUGACUGCGUUUACCGAUACCCAGUGGUACUGGGACUCGUCGCCGCACAUCUACCGCUUUGCCCCGGCCUCGAUGAAGCACAUUCUCAACUUCCACACUGUCGACGAGCGCAUCCACCUCGACGCGCACCUGAGUGUCAUUCGCUUCAUGUACAAGAUUCUGCGCAACAGCCAUGGCUGGAAGAGUGAUUAGUAGUAAAUUGUAAUGCCGAUUAGUAAUGGAGUCAGCGGGUGAUUAGAAAA